Messenger RNA from Cyprinodon tularosa, 1669 nucleotides. RefSeq lists its product as uncharacterized. NCBI's taxonomy places the organism in Eukaryota, Metazoa, Chordata, Actinopteri, Cyprinodontiformes, Cyprinodontidae. The record is from RefSeq and is a predicted model, not a curated record. Gene Ontology annotation, molecular function: GTP binding. The transcript is spliced from 6 exons. The coding region runs from base 125 to 1669 and encodes 514 amino acids.
AGUUGAUCCUGCAGCAGAGAAGGGGCAUAUAUUGCAAGAGACACUCAGCAGAGACUCCACAUUUUACACCAGUGCUGAUAAUUUCCAGCAAUACCCGAGGGUCAAAAACAAGAUAUAGGUGAAGAUGGUUAAGCAAACUGCCAGUGACAGCAUCCAUUACUUCAGUGAUAAGGCUGAUUAUUCUGUGUUCAACAAAGCAUGGAAGAAAAUAACAGGCCCUGCAGCUGAAAACCUCGGAAGUGUUUUCUUUGGAUCAAGUGUUGUGAUUCAGUUUGGAACCAUGGGUGAAGGAAGAGGAGAUAAAGAAAACCAAGCUAACAGGGAAGAAGUGGCUGACAGCAGAAAUAUAGUAAAUAAGCACUCUAUAAAUGUAGGUUUUUAUAAUCCAACACAGUCGUCGCUACAAGGAAAAGGAGAAGAGGGAGUGAAACCUCAGACAGUGACGGCAUCAAAGAUCAUUGUCAAAGGCUCAGAUGGAGAACUGAAGUGCAUCAAAGUUCUGAGAGCUUACAGGAUCGUCCUGCUUGGAGAAACCGGAGCUGGGAAAAGCACCCUUGGAAACUUUCUAUUUGGAGAAGAUGUGUUCAAACCUGGCAGAACAACUGAAUAUUAUCUUCACUCCAAAUCUGCCCAUGAAAGAAGAAUCACUGUGUUGGACACACCUGGUUUCUCUAAUGGUGACUUGAAGGAUGAUAUUGUUAGGUGUACCACAGAGUGCACUCCUGGGCCUCAUGUUUUCUUGAUUGUUCUGAAAAUGGAGGAAUCCUCUGAGCAAUUGUUGGCUGUCAUUAAGAAAAUCUUCCAGAGUUUCUCAGAGGAAGAAUUCAAAUAUGCAGCAGUUGUUUUUACACAUGUUCAUCAGGGAAUGGAAAUAAAAAAUUAUAUUAACCAGCAAAAAGAUCUUCAAGAUUUAGUUAAGAAGUGCAGUGACCGAUUCCUUGUUUUUGAUCAUAACAAAAGCUCAGAGGAGGACAAACAUUUUUUUCAGUCAGAGCUAAUAAACAUGAUAGAUAAGUUAGUGAUGGAAAAUAAAGGGGGGUGUUACACCCACAAAAUGAUCCAAGCACAUAAGACAGACAACAAAGAAACGGGUAACCCAAAAAACGACAAAGCUGACACUGAUGCCAGUAAGAGUUUGUGGAUAAACCUCUCAGGUCCUGAGGGGAACUUGGUGGCAAAAACUUUCUUUGGAUUAGCUGCUGAACAAGGAUCCCCUAUAACAACAUUGCUAGGAACAGCAACAGGAGCACCAAUAGGGGAUGGAGUAGGAACAGCAUUAACGGAAGGAGUAGGAGCAGGGGUAGGAGCAGCAAAAGGAGCAGAAAUAGCAAAAGGGGUAGAAGCAGCAAAAGGAGCAGAAAUAGCAACAGGAGUAGGAUCAGCAACAGUGGCAGAAAAAGCAACAGAGGUAGGAUCAGCAACAGGGGCAGACAUAGCAACAGGGGUAGGAUCAGAAACAGGGUCAGGGAUAGGAGCAGGAAUAGCAACAGGGUCUGAGGCGAUGCAGCCUCCACAACACAUCCACGUCGUCUACGAUGAGGUCCACCACCGUGGUGUCGUCUGCAGACUUUACAAUGUGACUGGUGGUGAACCUGGGGACGCAGUCAUGUGUCAUCAGGGUGAACUGCAGGGGGCUCAGAAUGCAGCCCUGAGGGGAGGCUGUGCUUAG